Molecule: messenger RNA, 915 nt
Organism: Arachis stenosperma
Lineage: Eukaryota; Viridiplantae; Streptophyta; Magnoliopsida; Fabales; Fabaceae
Product: serine acetyltransferase 3, mitochondrial-like
Exons: 3
Coding region: 1-915 (304 amino acids)
Cellular component (GO): cytosol; cytoplasm
Molecular function (GO): L-serine O-acetyltransferase activity
Source: RefSeq, a predicted model, not a curated record
AUGAAGAAACAUGAAGUUGAUACUCUAAACAAUUUCACUGAUGGUGUUUGCAAGUACCAAGUGAAAACUCUUCAGACUACCCCUACUUUUAUUGAGGAAGUUCAAGAAAAUAAAGCUUUGGAUCUAUGGCCGAAGAUGAAGGAAGAGCCUGAACUUGAUGUAAAUGAGGAACAUAUUCUGAAUAGUUACUACCAAUCCUCAAUUUUGUCUCAUGAUUCAUUGGAAUCUGCUUUGGCCAAUUACCUUGCUAACAGAUUAAACAGUGCAAGCCUUCAAAGUAACACACUCUUUGAUCUUUUUGUUGGGAUCUUGAAAUCUGACCAAGAAAUCAUGGAUUUUGUGAAGGAUGAUCUUAAAGCAGUUAAGGAAAGAGACCCUACUUGCAUAAGCCAUGUGCAUUGCUUCUUGAACUUCAAAGGCUUCUUAGCAUGCCAAUCUCAUAGAGUUGCUCAUAAGCUAUGGCUUCAAGGAAGAAAAGUCUUGGCAGUUAUGAUCCAGAACCGAGUUUCUGAGGUUUUUGCGGUUGGUAUUCAUCCCGGUGCUAAGAUUGGAAGCGGGAUUCUGCUUGAUCAUGUAACUGGAUUAGUGGUUGGUGAAACUGCAGUGAUUGGUAACAAUGUGUCAAUUUUGCAUAGUGUGACUUUGGGUGGAACUGGUAAAGCUUCUGGUGAUAGGCAUCCAAAGAUUGGUGAUGGGGUUUUGAUUGGUGCAGGGACUUGUAUUUUGGGGAACAUUAAGGUUGGUGAAUGUGCUAAGAUUGGUGCUGGUUCUGUGGUGAUUAAGAAUGUUCCUCCUAGGACUACUGUUGUUAGUUCGAAAGGUGAGGCGGUAGAGCUAUCCGAUGCGCCACUGGUCCAACGCUCUCGAGAAUCUGGAACGGACCGAUGUAUCGGGGAUUCAGCUUCUUCGUCUUAA